AUGGCCGAUCAGCUACCAUUUCAAGAAAUCAUCCAGACCCCUGAGCCAUUUGACCUCGAGACCAUAAUCAAGAUACUGCCAGAUGAUUUUGAGAGACUUGAGGAGCAUACCGAAAUAGCUGUGCCUCAAACCCCUCAACGCGUCGAUGAAAACCAACUGGCUUCCGUUCAAAGUCCGUCUAAUCGAGGAAUCUCGAUUAAUAGAACGGCUUUUGCGCUUGCCUUCUUUGGGUGGGACUCCGUCGCAGAUGGUGCGGCAGGUUUGGCAGGCUGCGGUGCCUGCUUCCGGCGCCUGGGACUCUGGAUGUACAAACCGAAGAACAACGGUGAUGUGUCUGUUUAUGAUGCACUCGACGUUGCUACCGAGCAUAUGGAGUACUGCCCAUGGGUCAGCGGCAAGGCUCAAAGCGGUACCGGAAAGUCAUCUGAGAAGUCAGCCGAGCUGCGCAGUGGAUGGGAACUCUUGGCUCAAGCGCUCAAAGUGAAACAUCGCCGACAUAUAAGAUCCACAGUGUCUGUGGAUAGCCGUGCUGUUUCCGAAACUCCCUCUGCGGAUGGUCUAGCGGUUGACGAAGCAAACAAUGAAGCCAAAAAGGCUAGCGACCGCGAAUGGUGGGCAAAGCUGCGACGAAUGAGACAAGUACUAAAUGUCAAGUCUCCAAAGAAACCAACUGCGCCAUAA
Messenger RNA from Aspergillus oryzae RIB40, 681 nucleotides. RefSeq lists its product as uncharacterized. The record is from RefSeq and is a predicted model, not a curated record. The transcript has a single exon. Lineage: Eukaryota; Fungi; Ascomycota; Eurotiomycetes; Eurotiales; Aspergillaceae. Gene Ontology annotation, cellular component: nucleus. Bases 1 to 681 code for a protein of 226 amino acids.